This is a messenger RNA of Andrographis paniculata, 1808 nucleotides long. Its product is annotated as laccase-11-like. Gene Ontology annotation, cellular component: apoplast. Bases 93 to 1790 code for a protein of 565 amino acids. Gene Ontology annotation, biological process: lignin catabolic process. The record is from RefSeq and is a predicted model, not a curated record. NCBI's taxonomy places the organism in Eukaryota, Viridiplantae, Streptophyta, Magnoliopsida, Lamiales, Acanthaceae. The transcript has 6 exons. Gene Ontology annotation, molecular function: hydroquinone:oxygen oxidoreductase activity; copper ion binding.
UAUAAAAUCUCCAAAAAAAAAAAAAAACUAUGUAGCUACACAACACCCCCUCUCAUAUAAUCAAUCAAAUUAUAUUUUAAUUUCCCGGGGCGAUGGGGGUCGAACACGACAAUAUCCACAUUCGUCUAUUACUCUUUUGUACUAUACUAGGAUGUCUUGCCACGACCCCGGCAAUGGCUGCGCUCAAAAAAUACCAAUUUGACGUUCAGGUAAAGACAGUGAGCAGAUUGUGUCACGCGAAGCCUAUUGUGACCGUUAAUGGAAUGUUUCCGGGGCCAACGAUCUAUGUUAGAGAAGGGGAUCGCUUGCAGAUUAAUGUCACUAACUAUGCACAAUACAAUAUGUCUGUCCACUGGCAUGGUUUAAAGCAAUAUCGCAACGGGUGGGCAGACGGGCCGGCUUAUAUAACACAAUGUCCAGUUCAGACAGGGCAAAGCUAUACCUAUGACUUCAAUGUAACAGGGCAAAGAGGGACUUUGUGGUGGCAUGCACAUAUCUCAUGGCUUAGGGCAACUGUUUAUGGAGCCAUAGUUAUUUUGCCUCAACAAGGGACACCUUAUCCUUUCCCUCAACCCGAUUUCGAAUUCGAGCUCGUCUUAGGCGAAUGGUGGAACACUGAUGUCGAAGAGGAUGUAAAACAAGGAAACAAGUUGGGAUUACCUCCGAAAACAUCGGAUGCGCAUACGAUCAACGGCAAGCCGGGGCCGCUCUUCCCGUGUUCUGAAAAACACACUAAUGCUAUAGAGGUCGAGCAAGGAAAGACGUACCUCUUGAGAAUCGUCAACGCUGCGCUCAACGACGAGCUUUUCUUCGCCAUUGAUGGACACAAGAUGACGGUUGUCGAAAUCGACGCUGUCUACACCAAACCUUUCUCGACUGAGACAAUCCUAAUAGCUCCUGGACAGACAACAAAUGUUCUUGUCCGAGCGAACCAGCUCCCCGGGCGAUACUUCAUGGCCGCAAGGCCUUUCAUGGACGCGCCGAUUUCUAUCGACAACAAAACAGCUGCAGCCAUUCUGCAAUAUAAAGGCAUCCCAAACUUCGUACUUCCGACAUUACCUCAGCUGCCAUCACUUAACAACACAGCUUAUGCUCUAAGUUACAAUGCAAAGCUCCGGAGCCUCAAUUCAAAGCAGUUUCCGGCGGCGGUGCCGCGGAAAGUCGACCGGCGUCUGUUCUACACGAUUGGCUUGGGAGUGAAUCCUUGUGAGGAUUGUCUGAAUGGGACACAAAUGGCGGCUUCAUUGAACAACAUAACCUUUGUGAUGCCUAAAAUUGGACUCUUACAGGCUCAUUAUUACAACCUUAAAGGAGUGUUCAAAAUGGACUUCCCUGACCGUCCUCCGACGGUUUUUAACUACACCGGAGCGCCGCUUACGGCGAACCUGAAAACGUCGGUGAGCGGACAACCUCGGCUGAGCAAAAUUGCGUUCAAUUCGACGGUGGAAUUGGUGCUGCAGGAUACGAAUCUUCUGUCGGUUGAAUCUCAUCCUUUCCAUCUCCAUGGGUAUAAUUUCUUCGUGGUCGGGUCAGGGAUUGGGAACUUCGAUCCUGUCAAGGAUCCGGCGAAGUAUAAUUUGGUGGAUCCUCCGGAGAGGAACACUGUCGGAGUUCCGACAGGGGGGUGGACUGCCAUAAGGUUUAGAGCUGAUAAUCCAGGAGUUUGGUUUAUGCAUUGUCACCUGGAGCUUCACACUGGGUGGGGAUUGAAGAUGGCGUUUGUGGUGGAGAAUGGACCGGACAAAGAUCAUUCGAUUCGGCCUCCGCCAAAGGACCUUCCACCUUGUUAAUGGAGGUGGAAUUCUGCC